This is a messenger RNA of Pelodiscus sinensis (Chinese soft-shelled turtle), 1225 nucleotides long. NCBI's taxonomy places the organism in Eukaryota, Metazoa, Chordata, Testudines, Trionychidae. The record is from RefSeq and is a predicted model, not a curated record.
UUAUGUAACAAGUGAGGAAAACUGUGUUUCACAGGUUUCUUGCCCCCCAUAACUCCACCAGAAAAAUUUUUCCUUUCCCAACUGAUGUUGGCUCCUCCUAGAGAACUCUUCAAAAAGACUCCUCGACAGAUUGCCUUAAUGGAUAUAGGAAACAUGGCCCAGUCAGUGGAUAUAAGUGGACUUCAGCUAACAUUAGCAGAGCGUCAGUCUGAAUUGCCAACACAGAGCAAAGCUAGCUUCCCUAGCAUUCUCAGCGAUCCUGAUCCAGAUUCCUCAAAUUCUGGUUUCGACAGCUCCGUUGCAUCACAGAUCACUGAGGCUUUAGUGAGUGGACCAAAACCACCUAUAGAAAGUCACUUUCGACCAGAGUUUAUCCGUCCACCACCUCCACUCCAUAUUUGUGAGGAUGAGCUGGCUUGGCUAAACCCAAUAGAGCCGGAUCAUGCAAUUCAGUGGGAUAAGUCAAUGUGUGUUAAAAACAGCACUGGAGUGGAGAUCAAACGCAUAAUGGCUAAAGCAUUCAAAAGUCCUCUGUCCUCUCCACAACAGACACAGCUUCUUGGAGAAUUAGAAAAGGACCCCAAGCUUGUUUACCACAUUGGCCUCACUCCUGCCAAACUGCCUGAUCUGGUGGAGAAUAAUCCUUUAGUUGCUAUAGAAAUGUUGCUUAAACUAAUGCAGUCAAGUCAGAUAACAGAGUAUUUUUCUGUCCUGGUCAACAUGGACAUGUCUUUACAUUCAAUGGAAGUUGUAAAUAGGCUUACCACAGCAGUUGACCUCCCUCCUGAAUUUAUUCACCUUUAUAUCUCAAAUUGCAUCUCUACCUGUGAACAGAUUAAGGAUAAAUACAUGCAGAAUCGCCUGGUCCGUCUCGUGUGUGUGUUUCUUCAGUCUUUGAUCCGCAACAAAAUUAUUAAUGUACAGGACUUGUUUAUAGAAGUGCAGGCAUUUUGUAUUGAAUUCAGUCGGAUACGAGAAGCAGCCGGCCUUUUCAGAUUGCUGAAGACACUGGAUACUGGGGAAAACCCUUCAGAGACAAAAGCUUCAAAAUAAGACCCUUUCACAAAAUUUGAUAGCUGUUUUAUCAGCUGGACGUUCUGUAUCAUUACUUUUUGUGUAAACAUUUUAAACUUAAAUCAUUGGAUUGCUUAGUUUAAUACUGUAUAAAUAGCAUUUUAUGCAUAUAAGCAAGGCAAUAAAUACUGCUUUUCUGAUGCCAGAAUAA